This is a messenger RNA of Oreochromis niloticus (Nile tilapia), 1516 nucleotides long. Its product is annotated as golgin subfamily A member 6-like protein 22. The transcript has 2 exons. Lineage: Eukaryota; Metazoa; Chordata; Actinopteri; Cichliformes; Cichlidae. The record is from RefSeq and is a predicted model, not a curated record. The coding region runs from base 299 to 1366 and encodes 355 amino acids.
CUUUAUUAAAUAAUGAACCAGACCCCAAAAAGUAAACAGCUGUUAUUGCUAGGCAACGGGAGCAGCAUUUGGUGAUGCAGCACCUGACAUUCCUGACCAUGUGGGCGGAGCAUGCAUGAAAUGGAAUGUUUAGUAUAACUGUGCAACACAAGCACUUAGUUACAGCAUUUUUCAUUGUAUCCAGACACAUCUACAGCAGCAUCUCUGUGCAGGACAAACGACAGUUGAAGAUAUAAAACAUCGAAAACUUCACUUCACUUCUCUACAAUACAUUGGUUCCUUUGUUUCAAAGGCCAAAAUGAAUCGAGGGAGAUCGAGAAGAGGAUUGGUGAGUGCUUCACCAUGCAGUACAGUACAGUCUGAGCUGAUGAACCUACGAGAGGAAUUUCAAAUAAUACAGGCUGAGAAUGUCAAAUUAAGAGAAGAGGCAGAAAAAUCAAGAGGAGAAGCUAAAAAUUCAAAGUUUGAAACUGAAGUAGUAUUGCAGGAAUUACUGCAUGUGGGUCUAAAACUUAAAGUAGAGAAGAUGGGAAAACAACAGGCAGAAAAUGAGAAUGAAAACAUCAAGAAAGAACUGUUGGAAGCUCAAAAAGCAUUGGAGGAAGAGAAAACCACAGCACAAGAAGCCAAAAAUAAAUAUCAAACUGCAAAGAAGGAGGCAGAAAACGUGAUGCAGGAAUUACAGGAGGUGCAGAAAGAUUUUGAAGAGGAAAAAAGGAAAAUGCAGUUGGCAACACAAGAAGCUGAAAAUGUCAUGGCUGAAGCUGAAAGAGUAAGGAAGGAAUUCCUGCACGUAAAGCAACAACUUGAAGAGGAGAAAAAACGUAAACAUGAGGCAGAAAAUGAGAUUGAAAAUAUGAAGAAAGAAUUGUUGGAAGCUCAAAAAGUGUUGGAGGAAGAGAAAAUGAAAAUACAGGAAGCAAAGAAAGAAAUGGAAAAUACAAAGAGUUACACUCAAAACAUGAAGAAGAAGCUGCUGGAAACACAGGAAGCAAUAGAAAAAGAGACACGUGGAAAAUGGGAGGCAAAACAGGAAAGUGAAACUCUGAAGAAGGAACUGAUGAAAGUGCAAGAAGAACUUGCAGAAGAGAAAAUUGAGGUGAAGGUAUUCGAGAAAGAAAUGACAGGCUCUGCGAGGACCAAGAAAGACUGCAAAGAUGCACUUAAAGAAAUCCAAAAGCACAAAAAGGAAGCUAAAGAGCUCCUCAAACAGAAAGUGAAACUGGCCAAACAGCAGCUGAAAGACAAAUUUAAAGACGCCGAGGAGCAGCUAAACAAAACGUUGAAAGAGCUGAAGGCAAAAGAAAAAGAAAAGAAAGCCGAGGACACGAGGGGAUUCUGGAGCAGACUGCUGAGAAAGAACUGACCCAGCAGCACCUUUAACCCACUUUCUCUUUCACCGUCCCUCUCCUCCUAAAACUCCCCCCAAACUUUACUUGGGACGUUUGUUUGUUUUUUAAAAACUCUAAUCUGAAUACAUGUACUGAAAUACACAAAUAAAAUUGCUUUAACUUGA